Molecule: messenger RNA, 654 nt
Organism: Triticum turgidum subsp. durum (durum wheat)
Lineage: Eukaryota; Viridiplantae; Streptophyta; Magnoliopsida; Poales; Poaceae
Source: the annotation of a GenBank genome assembly
AUGGCUGCUGCGACGUUGCUCUUGGUGCUCACGGUCAUCGCCCUCGGCUCCGGUCACGGCCAGGCUUUCGACCCUAACCCUCUCCAAGACUUCUGCGUCGCCGACACCAUGUCCAAGGUGCGCGUGAACGGGGUGCCGUGCAAGGACCCGGCGGCGGCGGUGGCGGACGACUUCUUCUUCGCCGGCGUGGACAAGCCCGGCGGCGGCGCGGCGAGCAAGCGCUUCGGGUUCUCGGCGCUGACGGUGCAGAUCCCGGGCCUGAACACGCUGGGCGAGUCGCACGCCCGCGUGGACGUGGCGCCGGGGGGCGUCUUCCCGCCGCACUACCACCCGAGGGCGGCGGAGACGGCGCUGGUGCUGGAGGGCUCCGUCUACUUCGGCUUCGUCUCCUCCUACCCGGACAACCGGCUCUUCGCCAAGGUGCUCCGCAAGGGCGACGUCUUCGCUGUGCCGCAGGGGCUCGUGCACUUCCUCUACAACAAUGGCACCGCGCCGGCGGCCAUCUACGCCUCCCUCAGCAGCCAGAACGCCGGGCUGGUGCUCCUCGGCGACGCGCUCUUCGCCGGGGCCAUCCCCGACGACCUCCUCGCCAAGUCGCUCCUCACGGACAGGUACACCGUCGGGAGCAUCCGGGCCAACUUCCGGCGGCCUUGA